UCCAGUGUGUGCAACAGAGGUUGCAAACAACUGCAGUCAUAGAGAGGCAUCAGCAUGCAGCUCCUGUGGAUCACCGCUGUGCUACUUCUCAUCUCUGGUGCCAUAGCUCAGAAUACUUCCCUGGCAGAUGGGGUUCUUACUCCACUUAGUACAUCUGUGAUAAUUGCAUUUCCAGGAUGCAAAGACUCCGGAAAGACUGUUAACCUGAUCGUAGCAAAUGGCACAACUACUGUACAAAAUAUUUCCCUCCAGGUACCACAGUGCCGCCUUAAACGAGAUGUUGUUGUGAUUAAUAAUUCACAGUCUGGUAAUGUGCAGACUGUGAAUGUGGGCUAUCAAAUACAAAACCUACAACCAGGUGCCAUCUACACGACGUAUUAUGCAGUUGACGGAAGCAAUAUUCCAUCCAUUACAUUUUCCACAAGAUCAGUGUCUCAAACUGUCCCUGAUAUCAUGGCUCGCAGUGGAGGCAUGGUGGUGAUCACCGUCUUGUUAAGCAUUGCAAUGUUUGUGCUCUUGGUUGGAUUAAUCGCUGUUCUUGUUAUUGGAAGGAAAUGAGUACAGAAAGGGAUGGCAUUGGAGAGCAGUCUGAUUACUGAUUUUGCGUCCUUUUGAUGUUCAUCUAACUUUUUUAAACAAAUAUUAUGUUUCUCUUACUGUAUUUUACAUUUUGAACAUCAUGUAGAAUAGUAUUCUAAUGCAUACUCAUCUAGAGCAACAACAAAACCAGAAUAUUUUGUGUAAAUUGCUUUUUUUUACCAUGAUUUCAUAUGACUGGGCUCUCCACCUGUGACACUGUGCUGAGAGGGUGGCAGAGUAGGAUGAGAUCAAUGUAGCAUCUAUGUACUGCCAUUAAUGUGGGGAUUCUCAAUAAUGUAUAGAAGCUGUUAACUUGUUUUAUUGGAACAGUGGUUUAUUUUUAAUGUUUAUUGAGAUUAUUUUCUCCAUGCCAUAGCAAUAGGAAACAAUACCUCUUUGAUUGCCAGUCCUUAUGUACCACUAAUUUAACAUCUCUUGAUUAAUUGCAGAAGGAUUUCAUUAAUAAAUAUAGUUUUUUUACAUCUAA
Xenopus laevis (African clawed frog) is the source of this 1066-nucleotide messenger RNA. RefSeq names its product uroplakin 2 L homeolog (gene upk2.L). The transcript is spliced from 6 exons. The record is from RefSeq and is a predicted model, not a curated record. Bases 55 to 558 code for a protein of 167 amino acids. NCBI's taxonomy places the organism in Eukaryota, Metazoa, Chordata, Amphibia, Anura, Pipidae.